AUGUUGGUAUCACGCCUUUUUCGGUUUUUAAGACACCGAACAAGGAAUAACUGGUCUGUAAAUAGCUUUGAACAACCAUUGCGUUUCAUUCACCUGGAACACAGUGCUAAAUCAAAGAGGGACUUCACCAAAUACGUUGAGAAGCCCACUCAUAUUGGUGAAAUAAGAAAUUUUUUACAGUAUCACAGGACUAACUCAGUUUUAUUCAAGAAAGAAGAGCUUGAGGCCAUGACUUGUGGCAUAUGGAAUGAAGUGCUCAAGGCUGGUGAUAUCGUUCUUGUGGAAAAGUAUUUGGAAAUGCGAGUAAACUCAGGAUUAAAAUUAAAUGCUAGUGAGAUUCUGGCUGACCUUAGAAAAGCAAACAUGAAACCCACACUGUCAGUUUUCACUUCAUUUAUUCGUCAAAGUUGUCUUACGGGAAAUAUUGAUGAGACAGAGUUACACAUACGUUCACUUAAGAAGUUUGGAUUCAACCCGAAUUCGUUAAUUUUUUCUCUUGUCCUUCAUGGUUACGUUAAAGCUGGAUUACCAAAUGAGGUUGUUGCCUUUCAAGAAAAAUUGUCAAGUAUUGGUUUAUGGCCAUCGAAGUUUGGUUAUGAAGGUCUUUUAUCUGCUUAUGCUGAUCUCGGUGACAAAGUUCGCUUUUUAAAAACACUUGAAGAAGCUCUCGCUACCCUUCCAUCAGUAAAGUCAGCGGAACAGAGUUACUCCUCCGACUCCAUGUUUUCAUCAUUGUUUAUUUUGGAUAUGUACACCAGACUUACAUGCUCUCUAGGGACUAGUAAUGCAACGUGUGAUGAAAUAUUCACAAAGUUGCCUUCAAUGAUGACUCCAAAUGGUUUUGCUCGGGACACAGUUAAAAUUCUCCUUGCUCGCGGUUAUACAGCAGCUGCUUUUGAAGUUUUCAAAAGAAUCUAUUCAAAAGAUACGAAAUCUGGAUAUUUGUAUUCUCUACUUCGUUAUGCUGCUCAUGGUGGUCUAAAUCCAGAGUCAUUAAAACCGUUUUGGAAAGUGGCCGCUGCUGAUGAUGCCUCACAUUUUCAAUCACUUGAGAAUCAAACAAAGUUGUAUUUUCAACGACGUAUAUCAAGGAAGUCUAAUGAAGCCGGUGAAGAAGAGAUGUACAGAAAUCCAAGGGAGGAAAAUGUUGAAGAAACUGUCGAUCUGUUUACUACUUCGUCAGAUCUUACAUCUCAACAUCUAUCAGCUAGAAAAUUUGAUGAUAAUUCUAUCAGUUAUGCUUGUGCGUUACUACGGAAAAAUAUAAGGAGUCAUAGUAAUAAUAAUAAUAAUCAUACUCCUAUUGCCAGUAAUACUACUAAUGUCUAUGAAAUUGAAAACAAAUUUUGGAAAGAAUUUAAAAAUCAAAAUCAUACUCCUGACAGUAUUUCUGAUUCAGUCAGAGCUAUUAAUCAUCUAUUCAUUAUCCUAAAAGACUACAACGGUCUUGAAGGCUUCUUUCAUCGUGUAAUAUCUGAUGCUCCAGGUUGUGCAAAGCAUUUUCUUAAUCGAAUGUCUAUCUCUGCAUUAUUGACUAAACAGUGUCGGAAAAACUGGGAUUUACUUGUUUCUGCUUUAAAAUCUGACGAUAUAUAUGAUUCCUCUGUAUGCAUGACUGUUCGAUUAAUGGAAAGUCUGCGACCCCAGUAUCCUGAACUUCAAAACGAUAUUCAACCAUCAUGGCCAGUAGAAGUCUUCUUACAUCGUCUACGAAAUGAUAGUCAUUCACGAAAGUUGGGUAGACUACAUUCAAUUGUUGAAUCAUUCUGUAAAGCUGAUUCACCUGAUACCAUCUACACUCUUCAACAAUCAGCCCUCCAAUAUAGUCUGUUAUUUCUACCAAAAACAAUAAGAACAAUCCUUGUUACACCAUAUCUCAUACACGGUGAUCAUAUCAUACAGCAUAAUCGAUUACUGCAUACAAAUCAUGAAUUUGUUAAUCAUUUCCCAGUCAACUUAAAUACUACUGCUACUACUCAUAAUAAUAAUAGUAGUAUAAUUAAUCCGAAUAGAAAUGCAUUAAAACACCUUGAUUCAUUAAUCAAAAUCUCCGCCUCUUCUGCUUCUUCAACUAUUGAUCAAGUAAUUGAUCGAACAGUGAAUUGGUUAACACAAACUGUUCCGUGUCAUUUAUUUCAAACAAUAACCCCACGAGUUGAUCCAUUAAAUUCAGAUAUACCUAUAUGGUUGGUGGUUUGUCAACGUUUAUUCCAAGAUGAUUCAAUAUUUCAGUCGUCUAUAAAUUGGACAUAUUUAGCAUUGAAAUGGUUGGAAAAGGCGAAUAGUGACGACAACACCAACGCUAACACCAACAACAGCAUUACAACAUCUGAGUGUUGUUUAAAUUGUUUCAGAGAAUGGUAUCGAUAUGCACCGGAUAAUGCUACUUCUGUUGCCUUAUUAAUUGCUGGUCUUAUACAUCCCGUUACCAAAGAAUGGAGUUUAUCAAUUCUACAUGAAAGACGUGAUAUACUAUAUGAUAUUAUUGUUUCUGACUGUCUUAAUCAACUGACUAUUGAUGAAUAUCAAAAUUGUGUAGUUGAUAUAAUUGCCAAUUGUGGAAAAACCAACACUUUGUCGAUUGCACGUCAAAUUUAUCAGAAUGGUUUUGAUGCACCAACUUUACAGUAUAUUAUUAAUAAACUACCCGGCGAAGAUUCAAUGCAUGAAUUGGCCAGUUUAUGUUUAGCGAAGGAGGAAUGGUUGAAACCAAUGUUAGAUUUUGUAUCAGAACAUUAUUCAGAAAGUUAUUUGACAUUCUGUAAUCACUUAUUAAAUUUACUACGCAUAAAACCAAGUCACUCGGAUAAUUUGGUAUAUACUGUAAAGUUGAUCAAAGAUUCACUGGAUCUAUCGAAAUUAGAUCCUGUCAAUAGAUGGCUGAUGUAUACAGUUGGUAAAAUGAAUAAUAUAACAGGCAUGCCUGACAAGAUAUCAUUGGAUGAAUUGAACUCAGCUUUAUCAAAGCAUAGCAUAUCAUUAAAUAUCAUAUUGGACGAUUUACAAACAGCAAUAACCAAUCGAAAUCAUACCAUCGUUAUUGAAUUGUUAAAAAGCUCAGAUGAAAAAAUGUUAGACAUCUUGGCACCAUUUGUUGUUUAUUCUGUGCUCAUGCAACAAAGUUUACCUGACAUCAAUCGACUACUUCAUGUCGCAGCUGACAGUAAUGAAAAGAAAUUAUUGACAGUAUUGUGUAAAUAUUCUCAACCUUUAAUGAAAUAUAGGUUGUGCUAUUCAUAUCAAGCACUGCAACGACACUAUGAGGGCCAAACGAUGGAUUGGUUAUCAAUAGCUGGUAUGAAAUACUUCCAUCUUGAACCGUUGAGUAUUAGGCUAAAAACAGAUAUAACAAUGGAAAGCAAUCAAGAUUAUAUGAAAUUGUCACCUAAAGAAUCAAUACCUGAGUUUGCUCAAUCCCUAGUCAAUAGUCAUCAAAAUGAUCGAGGAACUCAAGAGUCCAUUAUGAUGUCAAUUACUCGAUCAUGGGAUAUGCAAAGGAAAUUGAUUCUCUUGUAUAAUCUUGUUAAUCUUGGAGCUGAGAAUCUUGUCAAACGUGUUCUAUCAUCAUUACCAGAAUCGGAUAAAAGCAAAUAUUAUGCGUUGAAGUCAAUUUCACAUAUUAUACGAGUUUGUUCCAAAUCUCUGAAUGAUGAUGGCAAUGAUUUUGAUGGUAAUAAUGAUGACAACGGUGUCGAUGUUGGCGAUCAUAGAGAAAGUUUAAAAACUGUUGAAUCUGUAAUCAAUAAACUGACCCGUAUGACUCCAGAGGAUUUAAUCACUGUUAUUAACAGUCCACAUAUGGAUACAUUAUUUCGAUGUUGGCCUACUGAUUAUAUUAUAGAGUUGAUAAGCAUUGUGAAUAAGAUAUCAGAAAAUGGAAUCAGUUCAGCAGGUUCACAUUUAGCUGGAGUACUAAUCAAUCGAGGUUUGUGUGAUCAUAUUGGAGAGUUAACUAAUAUUAUUGAACCUAUAUCGCCAACCUUUUUGUCUGGUAGUCCUCGGUAUCCACUGACGGAAUCUUCUUUCUUGUCAACACUUGAAUUUAUGAAAACCACCGAUCCGGAACAUAUUCCUGAUUUCUUGGAUAAUUGUUUACGUGUUGCAGCGGAAUCCCCUGUAGCAAGUAACAAACUGACUGGUUUAAUACGUACAAUGACUUCAUCGAUGGCUUGUAAUCAAGAUUUGUUGAAAUCAAUUACUCCGUCGACUGUUCAACUUAUUCGAAGUCAUUUUGAGAAAUCUGAUAAGAUCCCAGAUGAUAUUCUUCAGACAUUGAACUCUAUUCUUCACGAAGAGAGUAAUACUACCACUACUACUACUACUAUUAAUAAUAAUAAUAAUAAAGACAAGUAA
This is a messenger RNA of Trichobilharzia regenti, 4353 nucleotides long. The record is from the annotation of a GenBank genome assembly. NCBI's taxonomy places the organism in Eukaryota, Metazoa, Platyhelminthes, Trematoda, Strigeidida, Schistosomatidae.